CUGGCUAGUACUUAUAUGGUAUAUAUCAAUUCUUUCGUUUUUAGGUUUAAAAUCAUACUCCGUAUAUCUCCUCUACUAUGAUACUAUUUACUCCGUAUAUAUUUUCUUUCACUCUGCAGUAUAAGCAGUAUACAUACUCCUCUUUAGAAGAUGACUGAAGUACUUGUGAGGAUGAAGUGGAGAUAAUACUUUGAUUUUAAGAUAAGUUGAUAAAUUCAUGAAAAAAUAUACCUGCUGGGAAGAUGAUGAUUUCGGGGAUGUGGAGCAAAUUCGUGCUGAUAACGUGUUAUAAUAUGGAAGGAAAUAAGCAGAAGAUCAGGGAGAGAAAUAUAGUAUGAACACUUAGUGAUAGAUUAUAUUAUUGAGAGUGUGAUAAUGGUGUAACCAUGGUGUGUUAAUUACAAUGGAGAAGCCUCCUAUUUAUAGGAGAAAAACUAAGCUUCAUAGGAUUAGAGGAUAAUUGUGAACCACACAAUUAUCAUCUAGAAUCAUAAUUAUGAUUUCCUGAUUAUUUAUAUAAUGGUGAUAAUAAUUCCUAAUCAGGAAUAGUUGGAAGAUGACUAAUUCAAUAAUAUUUCAACAAGAACGAACUUCUUGACAUUAAUAUUUUGUGCCAAAACGACGGAGUAUUUCGUCUUUCCGUCACCUCAUGGUUUGAUUCCGUGUACCGAAUCCUCUCUCUCCGAAAGUGGCGACUUUCUCUAUCAUCUGUCCGUCGUUGGAACCGCAUUGAAGGAGUGAGAGGCGGGAGAGAGAGAGCUAUGGUGAGUAAAUAAAUGAGUAACGUGGCGUAGCAAAAUGCCGGAGGGGAAACACCUGGUGCUAUCAGAAGCAGCUUUCAAAGGAAAUUCAAUGGAAAACCCUAAUAACUCUGAGUCUGCGCAGGAACGGCAUGCUCUUCCUACUAACGAAAUAUCCUCGACUAGUAGGGAGGAAGGAGAGCUCAGCACAUCCGACGACGACGACGAAAACCAACCUCACUGCUCAACUUCUCAAUUCACUGGUGUGAAUGCAGCUGAACUGAAGCCCUUGGAAGUUGAAUUGGUUAAAGAUGCACAUGAUAUUGAGGCUGGAAGGUGUGCGUCUUCUAACACAUUGGCGAAAUUAAGUUCACAAGCAUCUCAAGAGUCAAAAAUUCAUAAAAGUUCUGAUAAGAAUCGAGGCUCGUUUGUGCCAUUCCUGAUAAGUUUUUCAGAUGAUGAAAGUGGCAGUGACCCAGAGGGCACUGCACAGAAAAACACAUUGAUAAGGGAAAACAGGUGCUUAUCUGUAAAUACAAGUAGCAAACUCCCACAAGCAGAUUCAGCUGUACGUAGACCACUCAAACUAGGAAAAGUAAUUAAAAAUGAGGCUAGAGUGAUGAAAAAGUUGCCCCUUACUCACCAGUUUGUGUCUUCAUCUCAUAAAAACAGUACUGCUAUGGCUAGAAGGGGUGGAUUGACUUUAAACGUCCGAAAUAAUAACAAUUUUAAACAGACAAAUGGUCCAUCUCUUUUGCGUAAAACAAAUACCGCAUUGAAUAAUAGUAAACUACAAGAUUUACGCCAAUUGAUUGCUAUUCGGGAGAACGAAUUGAAGCUUAAGGGUACUCAGCAAGCGAAGAGUUUCAGUUCAACUGAAUGUAAGGAUCUCAGUGUUAUGGGUACAUGCAUUAGCAUGAGAGGUUUCUCCGGAUCCACUGGUGCAGAAAACAUGCCCCACGAGUCAAAAGAACCUACCAAAAAGCUCCAAAAGAUUGAUGAAAAUCAUUCAAGCCAGAUGGUUCGGAAUUCUCAAGUCACAGAUACACUAUUAUCAUCAGAAAAAUCUGUGUUAGAAAAUUGUGGUCAACCUGGUCUUGGUGGUCAAAGCAGUCAUAGUGAAAUGUUUGAAAGACCUCAUGCAGGCCUUGCUAUACACCAUGAGAAUGAAAAUCAGGGUUCUAUGUAUUUGACAAAAUUAGCUACUGGUAGGAAGGCAGGUACUGAUUUAUUGACAAGUCAAAGUGGCCGGAAAACAAACAUGAGGGACUGUAUGAUUACAUCAGCACAAGCUGCAGUUGCUCAUGAUUCAAAGGAAGUGGAGUUGAAGGGUCCAACUAAGCAUAGUCAUCAAUUCAUCCCUGGCCCUGGGCAAGCUGGUAGGAGUUGUACAGGAAGAAGCUCUAGUGAUCCAGUUGCACUUGAUGAUCAACCACAUCCACAUGUCACACAGAAUGUAAACCAGGAACCCCUGAAUAUUCAACAAGUUCCGCACAACUUCAGAAAAUUAGACAUGUCUAGGAAUAGUGGCAUGGAUUUGCAAUCGUUGUUGGACACUGAGGAAUUACAUGAUAAGCAGCUUGAGGAGGCCCAGGAAUAUCGGCGCAAGUGUGAAAUUGAAGAAAGAAAUGCUCUCAAUUCCUAUAGAAAGGCUCAGAAGGCCUUGAUUGAGGCAAACGCUAGAUGUUCUGCUCUAUUUAGUAAAAGAGAGAUAUACUCAGCGCAGCUUCGACGUCUUAUGAUAGAGAAUCCAGUCUAUACUAAUACGUUGUUCCCUCUUGGAUCUCACCUCGAAACUGUUUUGAACCCCUCAACCAAUUACGGUGCUAAUAGGCAUUUAAUGCUCUCUUCAUGUUGUCCUGCACAGCUUGAUUGUGAUGGCCGCGAUCAUCAAAUGCGUGAUGCAGAGUUCCAUUCUGCUUUUGAGGCCAUGCAAAAUGCAUCAGACAUGCAUGUUGAUGAUAGGGAAAAAUUGACUUCUGAGCCUUUUAGUGAGCCUGAUGUUAGUACGUCUGAGCUUAAUAAGGUCAAUCACAAAGCAAGUGGUGUCUGCUUGCAAGCUGAUGACGUCAGUAUGUCUGCGGAGGAGGAAGAUGGGUUGCUUCAAAGGUCCCCUCAGAACAGCUCCGAAUAUCAAGGGGAGGGGGCAUUUGGGGUGGUCCAGGAAAAGGAGGCAAACGACGUACCAGGAAGGCAGUUAGCAAUGGAUAGUUCUCGGGAUACUUUGUUACUUGAAGCGUCUUUGAGAUCUCAGCUCUUUGAGAGGUUAAAAAUGAAAGCUUUGCCUAAGAAAGUAGAGGAAAGCCCGAAUGUGGAGACUAUCACUGAGAGUAUGUUAGAAGCGGAUGAUUUCGGAAGAAGGAUGGGAUUGAGUUCAGGCAACAUAUCAUCAUCUGAUGUUGAGAAAGAAAAGGCUUCUGACUUCCCUGUAUCUUCUGAUAAAGCAGAUAUAGAGUAUGACACCCCUGUUGAGAUAAAUGAUCGUUGCAAUAAUGAUACAUUUGGAUCCAAUUUUUCCUCUAUGUUGUCCACUAGUCAUUUGAGCAGUUGCAUGUCCAUAGAUGAGCAGCACUCACAAUCAUCAAAUUUCGCCACCUUCUCUCUUCCUGCUUUCAGGAGUGCAUUUUCUCACCUUAAGCAUUCUGAUACCACUAAUUUUGGCAAACCACAGAUUAGAGGUGUGAAUAUUCAAGCUUCUCAUGUUAAUAAUGCAAAUGAUGAUGAGACCACGGGGAAUACUUUCAGAGUAGAUGAGUAUGCUUCACUGGAUCUAUAUUCCAACAAGAAUGGUUCUUAUUCCUGCAAAUUUGCUAUUGAUCCACUUUGGCCGCUUUGCAUGUAUGAACUCCGGGGGAAAUGCAACGACAUAGAAUGUACUUGGCAACAUAUUAGGGACUACUCUUCUGAAGCUAAAAAAAGCACUACCUGCAACAACAGGGAUUUGAAGGACGAGUCAACAAUUGGAAGAGGAAAAUCCGCUUUCACUAAUGCACUCACCAUGUCAAAUGUCUCUGCUCCCCCAACUUAUCUAGUUGGUUUUGAUGUUACCAAAGUUGAUUUACAGACAUAUAAAUCUGCUGUUGCUCAAAAGAAGUGUUUCAGUGGUUUCUUGGUUCUUUCAAGUCUACUUCUAACUGACCUGAUUUCAAAAGAGCCAUUUCUGUAUGGCUCUGAAGCUCAUGUUGAGGUCCAUGGGGGUUGGAACAGGCAAUUACUCUAUUUCCAGAGCAGAAAUGGAACAUCGAUUGAAGGUGGCCACCGAUUUUCAGAUGAUGAUCAAUCCAUAGAAUUGGCUCUUUUGAGUCUCUGUCAAGAGGGUAGUAAAAGCAAAGGCCGAAUUGAGGCUCUGAAAGUGCUUGCUCGUGCUCUGGAAGCUUAUCCUACUUCAGCAGCUCUGUGGAUUGUUUACUUGUUGAUUUAUUAUAGCAAUCAAAAGUGCAUUGGGAAGGAUGACAUGUUCAAACAUGCGGUUGAACAUAGCAAAGAAUCAUAUGAACUGUGGGUGUUAUAUAUUAAUAGCCGUGAAACACUUGAUGAGCGGUUAACUGCAUAUGAUGCUGCAAUAUCUUCACUUUGCCAAAACAUUUCAAAAAGAGAUGCCUUUGCCAGCGAAUGCAUCCUUGACCUCACUCUCCAGAUGAUGAAUUUUCUGGCCAUGUCUGGAAACAUUGGAAAAGCCAUUGAGAAGAUCAAUGAUCUCUUCUCCACAACAAACAUACCUAACAACCCACAUAAUAACCUGUUCUUCCCUGACAUAAUCCCUCGCUUAACCAUUUCUGAUAAAUGCAUUUUCUGGGUUUGCUGUGUAUACAUCGUCGUGUAUAGGAGAUUACCAGAUUCCAUAGCCAACCAGCUUGAAUCCCAGAAAGAGCUUUCUUCCAUAGAGUGGCCGCCUACCCAGUUAACUACUGACGAGAAGCAGCAAGUGGUCUCCCUGAUGGAAUUAGCUGUAGAUUCACUAGUGUUGCAUAUCGAUAGAGAGUCUCUUGAGGAUGAAUUAAAUCUAAGUGCGGCACACUUAUUUGCUCUGAAUCAUGUCAAGUUCGUUGCCGUUCUUGAAGGGAUAGACUGUGGCAGGAAUCUUCUGGAGCGAUACAAGAAGCUUUACCCAUCUUCUUUAGAACUUGCUCUAAUGUCAGCUAGGGUAGAACACGAGUUUCAGGAUUCGAGGAGUUAUGAAGGGUUUGAAGAAGCUUUGGGUAACUGGAUUGAUGAGGUUCCUGGGGUUCAGUGCGUUUGGAACCAGUACGCAGAAUGUGUGUUCCGAGACGGGAGAUUGGAUAUCGUGAAGGAAUUAAUUGAUAGAUGGUUCCGGUCGAAUGAUUUGCCUGAAUCGGGUUCAAUCUCGGAUGUUAGUUCUUGGCUUUCCAGUUUUACCCAAACUGAUGUUGUGUUUGGUUUACUCAAUUAUGCUAUCUAUAAGCUACUAAUGAAAAAUGAUCCAACUGAGGCUCGUGUGGCUUUGAAUAAAGCGUUGGAUGCCGCUGAUAAUACCGAGUGUUACAAUCACUGUGUUAGGGAGCUUAUUAUGUUCCUGAUAACAUCAGCAGACAGAAGCGCUUUACAAGUUGUGAAAGGCUACCUGUUUGAUACCCGUGCUUCUUCGCCCGUGUCUGACCCAUUGACCCGAAACUUCAUCCGAAACUUGAAGAAGCCUAGACUCCGGCAGCUGGCAGGAAAACUGCUGAGUCCCAUUCCAUCAGACCCUACACUGGUGAAUUCUAUCCUUAAAGCGUGGUUUGGCCCGUCUCUCUUACCACGCACAACCGAUAAAUUGACUGAUAUGGUUGACUUUGUCGAGAGCUUGAUGGAAAUUCUCCCAUCUAACUAUCCUCUAGCGAUUUCCGUCAGCAAGUGGGUAAGCAGCCGAAAGGCUUCCUUUUCCGCCAGUGUCUCUUUCUGGGCAGGCUCUCUCUUGUCAAAUGCACUCUUUCAAGCAGUCCCUGUUGCACCAGAGUAUGUAUGGGCAGAAGCUGCGAGUCUUCUGAUUUGCCUGAUGAACUGUGAGGAGAUAUGCAUUAGUUUUCAUAGGAGUGCAUUGUCGAUAUAUCCAUUUUCAAUCAAGCUAUGGAAAUCUUAUGCGGGUCUAUCUACAUCUACUGGAGAGUUGGCAAAAGAAGCCGCAAAAGAGAAAGGUAUUCCCCUGGAUGAAUUUCUCCGUGUUUGAUAGAGAAUAUUAAAGUAGGAAGCAAAUUUUGAUGUAUGCACGAUGGAUCCAAAUUUGUACAAACAGGAAACUGGCAUAGUUAGCAACAUUUGUCAACGAACAUGGAAGUUGAAAUUACAACUUUAAAGAAACUGACAAAUCAAUCCAGAUGUCACUAUACUCACCUCCACAAGAGUAAUGUGGGUGCGCUGUUAUAAGGUGCUGUUCAAUAUAAAGUUUUUCAUUGAAAAAUACGAAUUUUUCAAUUUUAAUUCUUCAGAGUGCGUAUGUUCAAACACUGGACUUUUGGCCAUUUUUGGAUUUUUGGUAUUCACAGAUCAAGUCUAAUCUAUUGAAGGGGUCAUCCUCAGGUUUCAUUGAAGGGGUCACCCUCAGGUUUCAUUUGAACUUGUCUCUCGGGUGGGGUUAAAUGGUUAAUCUCUAAUGAGAACACUCGUCUAUAAAAGAAGUGACAAACUAUCUUCCAUCUGUCCCAUGAUUCCAUGAAAAACGUUUUUAUCUGGACUUGGCAAAAAGAUGAAGAAAGUGGAAUUGUGUGAUUGUCCACGAAAGAGAGAAAUAACAUGAACUAUAUAUUCUUUGCCGUAAAAGCAUAUAAAUGAAAUUUAUUUUGGGAUGCAGGCUUUGUUUGGCCGGCAAAAGUCCAUGUCUUCUAGCUUUUGUAUUAUUUAAAAAGUCUUUAAAAGCUCCUAGUUGUAUGUUUGGUAUGACAAAUUUAAGAGCUUCUCAAAAAAUAAAAAGCUCUUUUUUGAGAUGUUACAUGGAGUAACAUCUGAAAAAAGUCUGUGGCUUUUAGCAUUAAUUAGCCCCAACAGCUUCUAUACCAAACAGAACUAAACCAAACAGUCAGCUUUUUAUCAAACAGAUACUACCUUUUACUUUUAAGAUCUUUUCAGUCACUAAAAGCUAACAGUUACUAAAAAGUCUGUAAAAGUAUCUUUUCAGCUAGUUGUGCCAAACAUACCCGUAGUACUACUUUCUUUCAUUACUGGAACAAAAUCGACUUUAAUUUAUAAAUUAACUGAACACAAUGAAAAAAAAAUUGAAGUCCAAGUUAAGUCGUAUUGAGAACUAUAUAGUACCUCCAUCCCUCUUAAGAUUGAUAUUAAUUGAUAAAGUAAGAAUAAAGUUAGAAUGAUUUGAGCCACACAAAUUUUAUCAAAUAUGGUAUGAGACAAUUUUAGUGAGAUUUUCCAAAAAGGUAAACCGGGACAAUAUAAGGGGAC
Cuscuta epithymum is the source of this 7133-nucleotide messenger RNA. Lineage: Eukaryota; Viridiplantae; Streptophyta; Magnoliopsida; Solanales; Convolvulaceae. The record is from the annotation of a GenBank genome assembly.